Molecule: messenger RNA, 2457 nt
Organism: Symbiodinium natans
Lineage: Eukaryota; Dinophyceae; Suessiales; Symbiodiniaceae
Source: the annotation of a GenBank genome assembly
AUGUUGCAGUAUGCGGCGGCGCCUCCCCAGUUUCAAGCCCGCCAACCAUAUCCAGCUGGUAGCUUAACAGCGAUGCCCUUUGCGCACGGUGCUUCUGGCUGCAUGCUCGGAUCGCAGACCCUAUUCCCGCAGGGGCACAUGCAGCCACAGCAGCAACCCAUGAUUCAACCGCAUUUCCAAGCCCAGCAGGCUUGGCAGCAACAGCUGCAGCAGUCUCAACAACGGCAGGCGAUGCCAAGACUAGCGCAGCUACCCCAAGCUUCUCAGCAGCAGCAACCCCAGCCGUUUCCACAAGCUUGGCAGCCACCGCAGCAGCAGCAGCAAGCAUGGCAGCCACAGCAGCAACAGCAGCAACAGCCACCCCAGUUACAUGCAAAUGGGUGCCAAGGCCAGCAUCCCAACAGGCACCACCAAGACGAAUACUAUGCUCGACCUGGCCAAACCCCCAUCAGAUUGCCAGCGCUGGAUCCUGACCCUGACCCAGCCUAUCUGCACGAUUUUGCAAUGAAAGCGGCCAUGAUGGAUGCGGCCAUGAUGACAGGGUUUGGAACGGCAGGGUCAUCCCCUUCCUGCUCUCCGCUUGGCUCUCCUUCGCAGUACGAUUACGAGGACACAGCCAUGGAUGAGCGACAGCUUUACCUGGCCAUCCAAAAUCCCAGGCUCACUGAGCAUCUAGCCGCCAGCCUCUUCCGUCGCAUGGACAAAAGCGGCACUGGGCGGCUUAGCUAUCACGAGCUGCUCCGAUUUCUCCCAAUCCUCUACCAGGAGCUCGGCUUGUCUUUAGUGAAGGACACUGCGACGCACCAAAAACUGGUGCACAACCGCAUGCGGAAGUUCGACCGUAACGGCGAUGGAAGCCUCGACCAGAGAGAGUUCUUGCAGCUUUAUAGGUGGACCCUGCACCGGAAGUACGAGGACUUAAAGCCUCCCAAGUUCGGACGGAGUGCUUUGCUUCGUGGAGCAAAGCCUGGGGUACCCGCGCAGUUCUACGACUUCGGAGACAUGCUAGGGUCUGGCAGCUUCGGCAUUGUGCACAGUGUUACCCAGAAGGCAACUGGCGUCAAAAGGGUUAUGAAGACUGUGAACAAAAUGAAGCUCCAAGAAAGCAACACGCCACUGGCCUGCCUGGACCAAGAGAUCCAACUGCUGGCCAUGCUGGACCACCCCCGGAUCUUGCGACUCUAUGAGUGGUAUUCAGAUUCCGAGAAUGUUUACAUCAUCACAGAUGUUUGCGAAGGAGGGGAGCUCUUUGAUCUGGUUAGGGCCAGCCAUGAUCAGCAGCAGUCGAUCCCCGAGGCAUGGAUCCGGCGCAUCUUCACUCAGGCAACCGAAGCUAUAAGCUACUGCCACGGAAAGGGCGUCAUGCACAAGGACCUAAAGUUCGAGAAUCUGCUUCUGCAGAAAAGCCUCACCCACCGAUCCAGAUUGGAGGAUGUGAACAUUGUGAUCAUCGACGUGGGUUUGGCCGAGCUCUUUGGCCCCAGCCACGGCAAGGGGAUGCGGUCCAGUGCACGCAGCGGCUCACUGGCGACCAUCGCGCCGGAAGUCCUGCAAGGCGACUUCUGCUACAAAUGCGACGUUUGGAGCUUGGGCUGCAUGCUCUAUGCUGUUUUUAAUUCGCAGCCAACCUACAUGCCUGGGCCGGAUGGCAACGACACGCUCUACCCCUAUCCCUUCUGCCCGCAGCCGAGCCAGAGAGAUCGACUUGGUGUAGAGGGGCUCAUGCAGCAGCAGCGUGCGGGUCCCAACAUGCGGCGGCUCAAUGCCAGCCCUGCCGUGAAGGACUUGGUUGGGAGAAUGCUGUGCUUUGAGGAGGAGGCUCGGCCCGCGGCGAAGGAGUGCCUGCGGUCGCCCUGGCUGGCAUGGGGAGGCAGCACGCCGCUGGAAUGCCAGGCCCAGUCAAAGCAGGAGAGUUUGAAGAUCAUGAUGUCGACAAUUGUCGACCACGACAGAGAGCAUAGAACGUGGUGGCGAGCCGUGACCGUCCAGGCGGCAGCGCAGCUGCCGGGCGGGGUUCUCGAGCCUUUGGCGCAGCUUUUCCGCCAGGCUCACGAGGGCCACACAGACGGAGCCAUCGAGAAGGGCGCCCUUGUGCUAAUGCUUGAGCGAUUAAAGGUCAACCCCGAACUCGCCCAGAGCGCCGCAGAUGGGGCGGACUUUGACGGGGACGGCCUGAUUGAGUUCAGCGAGUUCGUUGCAACCUGCUUGCCCUCUGCACGCGAGCUGUUUGCCGUGUCAUUGCAGAUGGCCUUCCACAGCUUCGACACAAACUCAGAUGGAACGCUUGAUCGGGCAGAAGUUGCUCAGCUCCUGCAGAGCGGGCAGAUCGAGGAGACCCAUCUGCCCAAGACGAAAACGGUUCAGGAGAUGGUGGAGGAGCUCGAUCUGGACCACAAUGGGGUGAUCAGCUUCAGCGAGUUCCAGCACUACUUCAUGAAUGUUGAUGCCGGACUCUGA